AUGCUUUUGGGUGAAGCCUCUUCCUCCUCGAAUCUCAUCGAGCUCCAGCCCACCGCCUCACGAUCAGCGACGAGUUCCUCAAUGUCCUCCGACCCAGAACGCAACGUCCGGGUGGCAUCGCCCACAGAGGAGCUUGCGCCGUCCAGUCCCCGUCGAAAUACCCAGUUUCGGAACAAACGAGAGUCCCGACAGUCGACGACGUCCACUGCUCGGGCUGCGAGCGGGGGCUUCCUCAACCGCACCAGGACUGUCCUUUCAGAGAACCUGAAGCGGGACAAGCCAAUACGUCAUGAACCGACGAACAUGGCGAGUGCCAUGGCCAUUGUCAAAGCUUCAUGGUUGAAUCUACUGCUCGUCUUCAUUCCGUUAUCCUGGGCAUUCCACUUUGCCCAUCUAGACAAUACCCUGGUAUUCGUAUUCUCGUUUUUGGCCAUUAUCCCCCUUGCGAAAUUAUUGGCAUUUGCCACGGAAGAACUGUCACUGCGAGUGGGACAAACACUCGCAGGCCUGAUGAAUGCUACACUCGGAAAUGCUGUGGAAUUGAUUGUUGCUAUCAUUGCCUUGGUGCAAUGCCAACUGACAGUCGUGCAAUCGUCUCUUGUGGGAUCAAUCCUCAGUAAUUUGCUGCUGGUCCUUGGAAUGUGCUUCUUCGCCGGUGGAACCCGUUUCUCCGAGCAAGGCUUUGGAGCCAGCGCAGCACAGAUCAACUCGUCGCUAUUAAUCUUGAGCGUCAUCGGUGUACUCCUUCCUGCCGCGUUCCAGUUCGCCGACAGCUCGUCGAUUGGCGAAGGUCAGGAGAACAGCGAAAUUCUGAGCGUCAGCCACGGAACCGCUAUUAUCUUACUUUUCAUCUAUGUGUCGUACAUUGUAUUUCAGUUAUUCUCGCACAAGGCCCUGUACGACGACGACGGCGUCGACGUCAUCCAGUCCACGCGGUACGCCCAGCGCGAGGGCGGCGGGCACAUCUUCCCGCGCGUGAACGUCAACCCGCUCGCCGCGAUCCGCAAGCGCAGGGAAGCGAACGCUGACAAGGAAAUGCUUUCCCAGGGCGGCGUCGCCGCCAACGGCGAGGGCAUCAACACCGUGGAGAACGGGACUGCUACGAACGGCGCCGUUGCGAACGGGGAGGGCGCGGACCUUGAGAAUGGCGGUGCUGCGCAGGAGGAGGAGCAGGAGCAGGAGGUCGAGGAGCCGACGCUGAACGUCCUCAUGAGCGUUGUACUGUUGGUAGCUGUCACGGUGUUGGUCGCCGUCACCGCGGAGUUCCUCGUCGACUCCAUCGACGGACUUACGGACAGCACCCCCAUCAGCAAGGAAUUCGUCGGCAUGAUCCUCCUGCCCAUCGUUGGUAACGCCGCAGAGCACGUAACUGCUGUGACUGUCUCGGUCAAAGACAAGCUGACGCUCAGUAUUGGCGUUGCGGUCGGGUCGAGUAUCCAAAUUGCGUUGUUUGUCAUUCCAUUCAUCGUGACGCUCGCGUGGAUCAUGGGCAAGCCGUUGUCGCUUCUGUUCGAUCCGUUUGAGGCCAUCGCCCUGUUCUUGUCUGUCAUCACCGUGAACUACGUGGUUGCUGAUGGGAAGUCGAAUUGGUUGGAGGGAAUGAUCCUGAUUUGUCUAUAUAUUAUUCUUGCUGUUGCCUUCUGGUUCUAUAUUCCCGGCGCAAGUGUCUUUGACUGCUAG
Gloeophyllum trabeum ATCC 11539 is the source of this 1680-nucleotide messenger RNA. RefSeq names its product calcium/proton exchanger. The coding region runs from base 1 to 1680 and encodes 559 amino acids. The record is from RefSeq and is a predicted model, not a curated record. Gene Ontology annotation, biological process: intracellular calcium ion homeostasis; calcium ion transmembrane transport. Gene Ontology annotation, molecular function: calcium:proton antiporter activity. NCBI's taxonomy places the organism in Eukaryota, Fungi, Basidiomycota, Agaricomycetes, Gloeophyllales, Gloeophyllaceae. Gene Ontology annotation, cellular component: fungal-type vacuole membrane. The transcript has 19 exons.